CACACACACACACACACACACACACACACACACUUUCCUCCUAUUCUCCUUUCCCUCCUCUGCCCCACCGCCGCUUCCUCACAGCUUCUCAGCUGCCUUUUGAAGUCAACCCCCCUGCAGCCGCGCUGUGAUUCCGUCCUAGCCCUAGUGGGGCGGCGUGAAAGACCAGUGGCACCCGAAACCAGGAAGGACGCUCAGCAGCAGCAUCUCACCUAGCGCAAAGCAUCUUCAGCCCAGCCUCGUCAGUAUCUCUAGCAAGACUCUCCAAUAGGCAGCAGGAUGUGGAACAAGACACUGAGCCUGGAAAGCGAGUCCAACUUCAGCCUGGACUACACGGAUGAACCUUUCAACAGCUCCUGGGUGGACCAGCUGCCCCCCUUCCCUGGAGCCCUGCUCACCGGGGUUACAGUCACCUGCAUCGCUCUCUUUUUCAUCGGCAUCUCGGGCAACCUCAUGACCAUGCUGGUGGUGUCUCGAUUCCGAGACAUGCGGACCACCACAAACCUCUACCUGUCUAGCAUGGCGCUGUCCGACUUGCUGAUCUUCCUCUGCAUGCCCCUGGAUCUCUUUCGCCUCUGGCAGUACCGGCCCUGGAACUUCGGGGACUUUCUCUGCAAACUCUUCCAGUUCAUCAGUGAGAGCUGCACCUAUUCUACCAUCCUCAACAUCACUGCGCUCAGCAUCGAGAGGUACUUUGCCAUAUGCUUCCCCCUCAGGGCCAAGGUCGUGAUCACGAAGGGCAAGGUGAAGCUUAUCAUCUUGGUCAUCUGGGCCGUGUCCUUCUUCAGCGCUGGCCCCAUCUUUGUCCUGGUAGGAGUGGAGCACGAAAAUGGAACCAACCCCAUGGACACCAACGAAUGCAGGCCCACUGAGUUUGCCAUCCAAUCGGGACUGCUCACCAUCAUGGUCUGGAUCUCCAGCAUCUUCUUUUUUCUGCCGGUGUUUUGCCUGACUGUGCUUUACAGCCUCAUUGGAAGAAAACUGUGGAGAAGGAAGAGGGAGGACAUGGGACUGAGUGCUUCUAUCCGUGAUAACAACCACAAACAAACUGUAAAAAUGUUAGCCGUGGUGGUGUUUGCUUUCGUCCUCUGUUGGCUGCCAUUUCAUGUGGGACGCUACUUAUUCUCCAAAUCCUUCGAGCCUGGCUCUUUGGAGAUUGCGGUGAUUAGCCAGUAUUGCAACCUGUUCUCCUUUGUCCUCUUCUAUCUCAGUGCAGCCAUCAACCCCAUCCUUUACAACAUCAUGUCCAAGAAAUACCGCAUGGCUGUCCUCAGGCUCUGGGGCCUUGGCCAGUUCUCCCAGAGGAAGUUGUCCACUAUGAAAGAUGACAGUUCUCGGGCAUGGACAGAAUUGAGUAUCAACACAUGAGCAAAAUAAAUUCCUAAGUAAACAGUCAUGAUUCUGAUUUGAAAGCCAUAAUGCAGUAGACCUUGGUAAGAUGUUCAAAGAUAGGUUUGGAAAUAGGUAGGGAGUCACCCUAAGAAGAGUUAUCCUUUUGCCAUCUGGGAUUCAUGGGGUUGGGGGAAAGACUAGGAAAAAAGGCGAGGCUUUUGUUGUAUGAAGAAUUUGGCUUGAUUGAACCACUCAUCAGAGGGCUCUUUUCUAACAUUCCUGUUGUGUUCACUACCUGUGACUGUCUAUUCACACACUGGUGCUGAACCAGGGAAAGGAGAAGGGAGCCUUGAAAUAUGUUGGAGCAGAGAAAGGCUUUCAUGCUACUUUGUUUUGGGUGGCUAAAUAUGAAAUUAGAUGUGCUUUUUUACAAUGAUGAAGAAUAUUCAGUGAAAAGGAACGUUAGUGAUAAAUAUAAAUACAGAAGGUAUUCAAAACCAAUCAUCUCCAUGUAGUCCUGAAUAUAUGGAAAACAAUUUUACCUUGGUUGAAAUGCCUUAUAAUUAACAUUUUAUGGAGCCAUCUUUCAUUACAUAGCCAGCAUACUGUGAUCUUAUAGUUAGUGAAGAAUUCUGAGAAUCAUCUCCUCAGUGUCAUUUUUUUAGAUAACUUUUUUAAACUUGGGAGAAGAGACACUAUGAGCAUUUAAGAUAUUUUAUUGUUUUCAUGGUAUUUAAUUAUCUGCUCCAAUACUCAAUCAAUGAAACUGGAAAGCAUUUUCAAAUGCUUUAUUCAGGGGCAGCUAGGUGGCGCAGUGGAUAGAGCAC
Molecule: messenger RNA, 2159 nt
Organism: Phascolarctos cinereus (koala)
Lineage: Eukaryota; Metazoa; Chordata; Mammalia; Diprotodontia; Phascolarctidae
Gene: GHSR
Product: growth hormone secretagogue receptor
Biological process (GO): G protein-coupled receptor signaling pathway; hormone-mediated signaling pathway
Cellular component (GO): plasma membrane
Molecular function (GO): growth hormone secretagogue receptor activity
Source: RefSeq, a predicted model, not a curated record